AUGGAAAAAAAUUUCUCAGAGAAAUAUGUAAGUUUUCAAAAUAAUUCAAAGCAAUUGAAUACUUCUCAAAAAAUAUUUGAAUGGAUUUUUAAUUAUCCCCUUUUUAAUGAAAUUAGGAACACUAAUUUGUCUAAUCAACUUGGAAAUAUAGAAAUAAAGAGAGAUGUUCAUAAAGAAUUACAAACAAUUGUAAGCAAAAAAAAUGGUAAAAAUAAUAAUUCCAAUUUUAAUAUAAGAAAGUGUAGUGAAUUUACUUCAAAUCCAAUUAAAAAUGAAAUAAAAGCAAAAGAUUAUAGUUUAAUAAAUAACAAUAAAUUUUAUAUAAAUAUCAUAAAAAAAAGUGAAAAAAUAUAUAACUGUUAUUAUGAAGAAAUAAAGAAUGAAAAAAAAAAUAAAAUAAUAUUUGAAAAUGUUAAGGAGAAAUAUUUCAAAAAAAAAAAAUGUAACAGAGAAGAUUUUCAUAUAGAUACCAUUUUACAGCAAAAUGUUAAUAAAGAAAAAAGCUUCAUAUUAGAAGAAAAAUUUAAUCCCUUUUUUAAUUUUUUUGAAAAGGAGAAUAAAAAUAUAUACCAUAGUAGUAUAAAUUUUUCAUUAAAAACAAAUAUACAAUUAAACAAAUAUUUUUAUAAAAUAAUUUUAAAUCAACUUAAUUAUUAUAGAAUUAAAAAGGACAUAUAUAUUAAUAUUUUAAAUAUCAUAAAUGAAAUAUCAAAAUAUUAUCAUAGCUAUGGGUAUGACAUUCUAAAUAAUAUAAAAAUAAAAUGUUUUCCGUAUAAAAAAAUAGGAAAUAGUUUUUACAUAAAUGGUUUAGUAUUCAGUAAUUGUUCUAUAUAUUUUAAUGAUUUAGAAAUUGAGAAUCCAAAGAUAUUAUUAUUAGAUACAGAAAAAAAAAUAAAAUAUGAAAAAUUAGAGAAUUAUUAUAGUUACAAUUAUAAUUAUUUUUUAUGGAAAAAGUUGUCUAAUAGAUUUUUGAAUAUAAUUUUAGUACAUGGAGAAUUAGAUUUUUACAUAAAAAAAUUAUUAAUUAAUAAAAAAAUAUAUUUUUUCACUAGUAUAAAAAAAAAAAAUAUGAAUCGUUUAUCAAAUCUUUUACGUAUACAAAUUUUAAAUUAUGAAAAUUUUCUAAAUUUUGAUAAUGGUUAUGUAGCUAAUGCUAAUUAUUUCAAAAUUCAAAAAUAUAAAAAAAAUGUAAAAAAUAUUUUUCUUUGUUGUAAUAAUAAAUUUUUAACUGUAUGUAUUUUUGGAAAGAAAGAAAUUAAUGAAAAUGUGUUAAUAAAAAAAAAUGAGAAAUCUGAUUAUUUAACUGUUAAGGAAAGUAGCUUAAAAAAUAAUAUGAAAAAUACGACAAUUUUUGAUGAUUAUUUUAAAAGAGAAGUUGAAAAAGAAAAUAUUUUAAAUAAUUUUAUAAAUGUUUAUUAUAAAAAUAAAAACGACGAUUAUAUAAUAGAUUACUUUUUUAUAAAUAAAGAAAAGAAAAUAAGCUUUUCAGGAAAAGAAAAAAAUGAAAAUAAAAAAAAUUUAUUAAUAAAUCAUCUUAAAAAUAUAGUCAUAAUUAAAAAAGUUAAGAAGAUACUAAAAUUUAUUAUAUUUUUAAGUUUUCAUAUUUAUAAACAAAUUUAUUUGAAUAAUUAUUUAGAUAGAACUCUUAUAUCUUUAUCUGAUGAAAAUAUAAAUACAAAUUUAAUAUAUCAUAAAAGUUACAAUGAUUUGAAUUCCUUAAUUUUAUCUUCAUUUUUUUUUAUUUAUCCCACAAAAAAAAAAAUUACCCCAAUAAAUUUAAUGUCAAAUUUGUUUCAUUUAAUAAAUAUUAAGAGUCCCUUAACACAUGAAAGAAUAAAUAUUUUACAUAAGUUAAUAAAUGCAAACAAAAUUAUUAAGGAACAGAUAUACAAUAAUUAUGAAUAUUGUUUUUUUACAUCAGAAAAAAAUAAAAUAAUAGAUAUUGUAAAUUUUUUUUUUUUCAAUAAUUUUAUGCAAAAUUAUGAAAGUAGCUAUGAAUAUAUAUUUUACUAUUUAAAAAUAAUUAAUAAUACUUAUUUACACUAUAACCAUCAAAGUAUUCUAAUAAAUGAUCAGAAUAUUUUAAAUGGUAUAAAUCUUUUAAGUAAUCAUAUUCCUCCUAAUGAUCAAAUAACAGUAGAAUAUAAAAUGAAUGAAAAAGUAGAAAAAAUUAUUGUAGAAAAUAUUUUAUAUUAUUCUUAUGAUUUUCAAUCUUCUAAAAAUAUAGAAAUGAUAAUUUACUUUAUUUGUCCCAAUUAUUUGUUUAUAAAAAAUAUAUAUAAUAAUAUAAAUAUAUAUUUGUUUGAUAAUCAAAAAAAUAAUAGUAUAAAAUUGUUUUACAAUUUUUUUUUCAAUUAUAAAUAUAUUUAUGAUAUUACAAUACAACAAUUUAUAUAUAUUAUGCAUUCUUUAAGCUUUAAACUAAAAUGUCCAUUUGAUUUAUGUAGAAAUUAUUUAUGUUAUCAUCAGAUGUGUAUCCAAAUUUUUUUGAAAAAAAUAUUAAUUACAAUUAAAAAAGAAAAAAAUGAAAAUUCAGAAGAUAACAUAAUUUUAAAUAUUAUUUGUAACAAAUGUAAUUAUGUAAAUGAAAAAAAUAUGAAUUUGAAUUUUUCUUUCAGUGAGUUCUUAUUAUGCAUCAUACAUUCAGAUAACUAUAUAAAUAGAUGUUGUAAUCACAAUGCUGAAUAUAAUAGUUAUGUAUUAUAUUUUAAAAAUAUUAAAAUAAAUUUUCAGGUGUAUAAUAAUAAUAUUUACAAGAGUAUUGGAAAAUUUAAGAAAAUACAUAUGAAUAAAUCUAGUAAUGAAAGGAUGAUAAAUAAUGAUAAUACUCACAAUAAAAAGACAAAUUUAAAUUACUUAAAUAAAAAAAAAGUAGAAAAAAAACUGAAAAAUUAUAUUAAAAGAAAUAUAAAAAAUAUUAUACAAAGUAAUAUUUUUUAUUAUUUUCCAUGUAAAUGCUUUACUAGAGGAUAUAAUUUAAAAAAAAAAAAAAAAAAAAAAAAUUAUUCAAGUUUUAAUCUUAAUAGUGUUAUAGAAAAUUUUCCAAGUUUUAAUAACUCAAUGUUACCAAUGUAUUCUACUUUGAAAUUUUUUAUCUAUAAUUAUGCAAUUAAGUAUUAUCGAUCAAAAAAUAAACAUUUAUAUAUGAAAUCAAAUAAAAAAAUUAAAAAAGAGAAUUAUCAUAAUCCAUAUUCACCUCUGUAUUUUAAAAAUAAAUGUAAAAAAUGUAAAUAUAUAAAAAUUUCUAACUUCCCUACACUAGUGUUCUUUAAUUCUCUAUUUAUUAUAAAAAGAAUAUUUUAUAAUUUUUAUUCUUUAAUUAGUUUUCUUAUUGAUUUACUAAAUAAAAAUAUUUUUAUGAAAAUAAAUGAAAUAACGUAUAUUCUAAAUAAUAGAACAAUAUGCUUUAUAGAUGAUAAUUUUUUAUCAACAAAGGGAGAUUUAAAAAAAAAUAAUAAUAAUAAUCAAUGUAACAUGGAAGAUUUAACGUGUAAAGAAUAUAGAGAGAGUAAAGAAGUAAUAAUAAAUGAAAAUUUAAGCUCAAAUUCUCAUCAAAUGAAUAUAUAUAUAAAUGAAGUUAACCAAGAAAAAUUUGAGAAUAAGAUCAAUGAAGAAAUAAAUAAUGAUACUGUUGAAAUAAACUAUAAAUAUAUAAAAAUAAAUUCAAAAGAUAUAUUCAAUUUUGAUACUAAUUUAGCUAAUUCUAAAUUAUAUAAUAAUACUAUUAAUUUAGAAGAUUAUAGCAAAAAAAAAAAUAAUUUAAUAAAGGAAUUUUUGUUAUUUAAAAAAUUGAGGAAUAUAAUUAGGCAUUAUGAAAAGUACUUGAUUAAAAUAUUAAUUAACUUCUAUUUUUAUGGUGUUAUAAAUUUAAAAAGAAAAAAUUUCUCAUUAGAGAUAGAAAUUUUCUUUUCAUAUUAUAUAAUGAUAUUAGAAAAAAUAAAUAUAGAAAUUCAAAAAAAUAUUGAAAAAAUUGAUAAGAUAAGAAGUAAAGAAAAACUGAAAUACCUAAAUUUUACAAAAAAUAUAAAUAAAAAAUUAAAAUUUUUUAUUUUUGAUUAUUAUACAAAAGAAAAAAGAAAAAGAAAAAGAACAGGAAACAAAAAAAAAAAAAAAAAAUGUAAAUUAGUAUGUAUAAACGAAGAAAACUAUUCUCAUUUAAACCCUUCAUAUCAUGCAAAUUUCAAUAAAAUAAAAAAAGAGAAAAAUAAAUUUUUUUAUUUUUCUUCAGAAUAUGAUAUAUCUAAGUUAUAUAUAAAUGAAAAAAGCUAUAUAUAUAAUAUAGAGAAUUAUAGAAGAAAAAAAAAUAUAGAUUUUACAAAUAAGGAGGAUUAUGAAAAUGAAAAUAACAAGUCUUUUUAUAUGCAUAUAUCAAAAAUAAUAAAAGAAGAAAAAAAAAGUUUAAAUAAUAAAAAAACAGAAAAAAAAAAAAAAAAAAAUUCUCUAUUUAUAUUUAAACCAAAUGAUACAUCAAAUGUGAUAUUCCAUUCAUUAAUAUCAGAAAAUUAUAAAAAGAAAUUAAAAGAAAUUUAUGAAAAAGAAAAGGAAAUAAUAUGUAAAGGAAAUAAUAUAUCAAAUAACUGUAAAAAAAUAUUAAGACAAGAUAUGUUUUGUAAUAAAAAAAAGAAAUUUCCAUAUAUGAUACAUUAUAAUGAUAUUGAAAAAUAUUUAAAUAAAUGUAUAAAUAACUUACACAAUAAUUUUUGUGAUGAUAAUAUGAAAGAUUUUUUAAAUUGUAAAAAUAAUGAUAUUAUCACAGUUCUUCUAAGUAAUAACAUAUGUGUGUAUGUUUAUUUUCCUUUGCAGUUUUUUUAUUUAAGAAAAUUUUUAUUCGAAAAAGAAAUAAAUUUUUUAAGAUCUCUAAAAAAAAGUAAUCACAUAAAUUUUGAUUAUAAAAAGAAGAAUUUUAUAAAAACUUAUGACGGUAAGUAUAUUAUAAAAGAAAUAAAUAGACAUGAAUUUAAAUCUUUUGUUACUAAAUUCAAAGAGUUCUUUCAACAAUUUUCAGAUAUUUUUUUCAAAUUUAAAAAAUCCUUGUUGUGUUUUAUGUAUGGUUUAUUUCAAAUAGAAAUAAAGAAAAAAAACAAAAAAACAGUAAAAACCUACAUAAUUCUAGAAAAUGUUAGGAUUAACAAUAUAAAUGCAAAGAUUUUAAUUUUUGAUAUAAAAGGUGCAAGAAAAAAAAAAAAUUUACAAAAUUUACUUAUACAAAAUAAUAGAAAUUCCUCUUUUUUUGAAAACAGUGAAAAUAUUUCAUUAAAUGCAACUAAAAUAAAAGAGGAGGAAUAUUUAUCAAGUGAUGAGUUAUCUGAUAAAUCUAUGAAUUUAAAAUAUUUCACAGAAUAUAUACAAAAAGAAAAAAAAAAAAAAAAAAACCACAAAUCCACUGCCAAUCAAAUUGAAGAGUAUAAAAACAAAUAUAAAAAAAAUAGUUUAGAUUUUCCUUUAUUAUCUAGAUCAAGUAAAUUAAAGAAAAAAAAAGAAAAUAAAAAAAACAAAAAGAAGGAAUUAUAUACAACUGAAUUUAAUGAAGAAGGUUCAGAUAGGAAAAAAAAAAAUAGAAACAAUAAAAAAUAUUCAAAUGACAUAAAUGAACAGAUAAAUAGAGAGCAAAAAAAGAAUUAUAAUAGUAAUAAAAAUGAAGAAAAGAUGAAUAAAUUUUAUAAAAGAUAUAAAAGAAAGAUAUUAAACGGGAACUGUUCACAUAUAAAGUCACUAAAAAAACCUAUAACAAAUCUAAGGUUAAAAAAAAAUAUUUCUGAUACUAAAGAAAAAUCUAAAUGGAGUAAACUAAAAAUAGGUAAAAGAAAAAUUGAAUUGAAUAAAAAAUCUCAAAAAGAAAAUAAUAAUUUUUUGAAAGAAAUAAUACAAAAUAUAAAAAUUUAUCUAUCCGUGAAUCAAAGAAUAUUAAAAUUAAAAAAAAAAAAAAAUAACAAAUGUAAAUUUAAAAAUAAUCUUAAAAGAAAAUACCUAUAUGACACCAAAUAUUCCUUACAUUUUUUAUCAAAAAAAAAAGAGCAAAUUUUAAAUAAAGAAAAUUUAAAUAAUUAUAAAAUUAAACAUAGUAGUACAAAUGAAGAAACGUAUGAUUUAUUAUAUAAAGUAAUGUAUAAUAAUAAAAAUUUUGAAAGUUCAAACUCUUUAGAAAAGUACAAUCAUUUUACAAUAGAUAAUUAUAACACAUUAAGAAAUUAUUAUGUUUUAUUUGAUGAUAACUUUAAAGACUUUAUUAAAGCCAAGAUAAUUAAUUUGGAGUAUAAUGAUUACAAAUAUUUAAUUGAUUCAUUAAAGAAUGACACGAAUUUUUUGUCAUCACUAGAUAUAAUGGAUUAUUCCCUACUUAUACACAUAGAUAUUUCUAAUUUUCAAAUUGCUUUUAAAAUUAUUGAUUAUUUACGCCCAUAUACUUGGGAUAAAUCAGUAGAGAAUUUUAGCAAAAGUGUAUUAUAUUUAACUAAAGGAUAUAGACCAACUAUAAUACAUUCAGAAUAUUAUAAAAAGAGGUUUUUAAGUAAUAUAAGAAAAUAUUUUUUUUAUUAUGUUCCCUUAUACACACUUAAAAAAAAAAAUGUUUUUAAAAUAGCUAGCAGAAAUAAUUCUUUUUCAAUUGUUAACUUAAAUAAAAAUCAUCCAUAUAAAAAUUACUUUUUUUAUUUCCUUUUUAAUAUAAUAAUAAGAUAUUAUAAUAAUAGUAAUAUAUACAAUAAAUAUUUAUAUAAGAAUGAGAAGUUUGAUGAUGAUUACCAUUUUGCAAAUCUCUAUUCUCAAAAAAAUAUUUUUCUUUUCUUAAACUAUUACUUAAAAGAAUAUGUUACAAAAAGUGUAGAAGAAAAAAAAAAAAUAUAUAAAGAUAAUUUUCUUUUUUACUUUAAUAAUAUAAAUAUAAUGAAUUCUUAUAUUUAUGAAAAUCAUUUAAUACAAUUUGAUAAAAUAUUAAGCAAUGAUGUUUGUGUAUCGCAGAAUUAUAAAACUAAAAGUGAGUUGAUACAUUUAAAUAAAACAUUUUUGAGAAAAAACGGUUAUGAAGAUAAACUUUUAUGUAAUCCAAUUUUGCCUUAUUGUACAUUAGAAAAUUUUAAUAUACUAAAUGAUAAAAAUAAUAAUUUUUCAAUUGUUAAUAAGAACGAUUUAUUAUUUGUUAAAAAUUUUGAAUCAUCUGACAAAAUAAAAUAUUUUACUGAAUAUUCAGAAAUAACGCAAAAUUUUUUUAAUAGAAAUCAAUCUUUCAAUGAAAAACACUUUAAAAGGCUAAAAAAAAAGUUUUUUAAAAAAAUAACAGAACUUCAAAUUAAAAUUCUAAAAAAAUUACAAAAAAGCAAACUAAAUAUAGAAAAUAUUUCAUAUUAUGUUCACAAUAAUGUUUUUAUAGAAAUGAAUGAUAUUAAUUUACAUCAUACAAAUAUUAACUAUUUAGAUGCAUUUAAUAUUUAUAAUAUUUGUGAAAAAGAAUAUAUUAAUAAAGGUAAAAGAGUAAAGAAUAAAAAAAAAGAAAAACUAUUUUUAUACAUUCCAUCUUAUUUUCUUUUUAUUUUAAAUAAAAAUUAA
Plasmodium gallinaceum is the source of this 7542-nucleotide messenger RNA. RefSeq names its product conserved Plasmodium protein, unknown function. The coding region runs from base 1 to 7542 and encodes 2513 amino acids. Gene Ontology annotation, cellular component: endosome membrane. NCBI's taxonomy places the organism in Eukaryota, Apicomplexa, Aconoidasida, Haemosporida, Plasmodiidae. The transcript is spliced from 5 exons. Gene Ontology annotation, molecular function: 1-phosphatidylinositol-3-phosphate 5-kinase activity. Gene Ontology annotation, biological process: phosphatidylinositol phosphate biosynthetic process. The record is from RefSeq and is a predicted model, not a curated record.